GGUGCCUUAUUGCAGUGACCAAACCAAAGGCUACACCCACUUAGACCCACAAGCUCUAUGGCCUUAUCUCUGCAUUCUCCAUCUUCACUUCUCACUCCCAUUCAACCCUCCAACCCCUCAUCCCUAACACUCCUCAAUUGUCAGUAUUCUCCACUCACCAAGCCCACUAACCACAUCACCUACAAUGAUGCAGCAGUCCUCUCAAAUCCUUCACCUUCCAAGAAAUGGAGAGUUGGGGUCUCUUUUUUUCCUGCUUUUUUGAAAAAAGGAAAAGAUGCUAAAGCUCUCAAGGAAGAGCUUCUUGAUGCCAUUGCCCCACUUGAUAGAGGUGCUGAUGCCACUCUUGAGGAUCAACAAAGGGUUGAUCAGAUUGCCAGUGAGCUUGAAGCAGUCAAUUCAAUAAAGGAGCCACUGAAAUCUGAUUUAUUGAAUGGAAAAUGGGAGCUUAUAUACACGACUUCACAAUCGAUUUUACAAACCCAGAGACCCAAAUUCUUAAGGUCAAUUGCAAACUACCAAGCAAUCAAUGUGGAUAUUCUAAGGGCUCAGAACAUGGAAUCUUUUCCAUUCUUCAACCAGGUGACAGCAGAUUUAACGCCUCUAACUGCAAAAAAGGUGGCUGUAAAAUUUGAUUCUUUCAAAAUUCUUGGGCUGAUACCUAUUAAGGCACCUGGUAGAGCUCGUGGUGAGUUGGAAAUUACGUACUUGGAUGAGGAGUUAAGAGUAUCAAGAGGCGACAAAGGAAACUUGUUCAUCUUGAAAAUGAUCGACCCAUCCUACCGGGUUCCUGUAUAAUGAUGCUUGAAUCACACUGUAGAAGUAUGAUACCUGAAUCCCAAGCUUCCUUUGUUGUGGGAAUCUUCCUGAGACACUCCUUUUAAUUUGUAUAACAAGCCAAUUUUGGUCAGAUAGAAACUGAUUUUGGAAAGAGUUAAAUGCAUAUGUGCUGCAUACUUCUAUUUUUUUUAUGUAUUUAUAUAAGAACAUGAUCCAUAUUGAUCAACACUGUCUAUCACAAA
Vitis riparia (riverbank grape) is the source of this 1019-nucleotide messenger RNA. RefSeq names its product probable plastid-lipid-associated protein 4, chloroplastic. Lineage: Eukaryota; Viridiplantae; Streptophyta; Magnoliopsida; Vitales; Vitaceae. The transcript has 6 exons. The record is from RefSeq and is a predicted model, not a curated record. Bases 58 to 795 code for a protein of 245 amino acids.